GCCCUCCAGAUAUCAGUGUCUGAGUAUCGGUUGAAUGGAUCCAAAUUGAGACGUAAUGUUCCGGUGAAGAGCACUGGGUCUUUUAUAAAGAUGCUGACCGGAAGUCUACAUGAGAUACGGUUCGAGUGGCCGGAGAAAAAAUUGUCGGCCGACGGGUUGGACAACAAUAUUGAGGACAGAACUGAAGAGAUGAAAGUGUUAGACGAGAGCGUAAUGAAGACCAAUGCUGUCGCUUAUAUUAAUGAUGAGAUGGGUUUGCAUAGAGUGGAGAACCGAAGCCAUACCUAUCGGGCGGUUUCCCUACACCUCUAUAUACCGCCGUAUUCUAAGUGUCAAACGUUUGAUGAGAGGACCGGACAUCGAAAUGAGGCUAAAGUGACUUGGAAAAUUUGGAUUCCUUUAUUAAAGUGCUUUUGGAUGGAGUUAUUGACUGGAAGUGCAGUCAAACUAAUAGCUAUUUGUCUGGAAUUCAUGAGCCCUAUAGUACUCGAUAGACUCAUUUCAUUCAUGAGUCCCACUAAUGCUGAGCCCCAGUGGAGGGGUUUAUUCUACGCCUCCCUUAUGUUUAUUACCCCUCUGUUUGUGUCGCUAUUAAACAGUCAAUACGAAUAUCGGGUUAAUUUAGUGGCGAUGAAAAUCAGAGCUACUCUUAUAUCGACUAUUUAUAAAAAGUUGAAUAUCUAUAGAUAUGAAUAA
Molecule: messenger RNA, 696 nt
Organism: Medioppia subpectinata
Lineage: Eukaryota; Metazoa; Arthropoda; Arachnida; Sarcoptiformes; Oppiidae
Source: the annotation of a GenBank genome assembly